Molecule: messenger RNA, 1806 nt
Organism: Thyridium curvatum
Lineage: Eukaryota; Fungi; Ascomycota; Sordariomycetes; Thyridiales; Thyridiaceae
Exons: 4
Coding region: 1-1806 (601 amino acids)
Biological process (GO): basic amino acid transport; transmembrane transport
Cellular component (GO): fungal-type vacuole membrane
Molecular function (GO): basic amino acid transmembrane transporter activity
Source: RefSeq, a predicted model, not a curated record
AUGAAGAGUGUGCGAAGCAGGAACGGGAGGUCGGCGAACCCUCCGGCCGACCUUACGGAGAAUGACGACUUUUCCACGGCCUCUACCGCUGCAGAGACCUCUCCUCUGCUCCAGUCCGAUGCCGAAAGGUCGCCGACCCUCCGGAGUUCAUCUCCUGGAAGCGAAUCUCCCGGAGGGGUCGCUGCCAUCAAUGAUGGGACCACGGCCACCACAGAAGCUCCCGAAAUAGGUUUCAAUAGGAUCAUGUGUAUCCUGUUGAGCAUGUGGGCCCUUAUCUUUCUCCAAGCCAGCAACAUGAGCGGCAUGACGAUGACACAGUCCGUCAUUGCCGAGGACUUGGACUCAUAUAAGGAUGCGAUGUGGUUCACUAGCUCCUACUUGAUCACCGCGGCCUCGUUGUCUCCGGUCAUCAGUCGCCUGUCCACCAUCUUUACCCCGGGCUUCAUGAUCCUCAUCUCGUCAACCUUCUUUGCUAUUGGGGCCGUGGUGACGAGUCAAGCCCGCGACUUCGCGACCUUUAUCGCGGGCAGGGUUCUGGUUGGCGUGGGCGGUGCUGGCGUCAUGACCCUCUCGCUUAUUCUCGUGCUGCAGCUGACGUCUAGGAGGCGGAGAGGCGUGUUUGUUGGCCUUGUCAAUGCCGGCUUCACAAUCGGAUUGUCGACUGGGGCGGUUGUAUACGGCGCUCUACUUCCGGCUAUUGGAUGGAGGGUGUUGUUUGGUGCACAGGCUCCCAUUGCUGUCCUUGCUGGCAUUGGGGUCUACUUGAGUAUUCCCCAUUAUGUAACCGAGACCGAGGCCAGCAAGGGAAAGUCUGUUCUGCAGAAGCUCGCUGGUAUCGACUACGCAGGCGCCUUCUUCCUUACCCUGGCCCUAGUGCUCUUCCUCUACUCCCUCUCCGGAGACAUUCAGUAUCUCCCAAUGGGCCUCUCCGCUGUGUCGCUCGUUGUUUUCCUCGCUAUUGAGCAGUUCUUUGCCCCUGACCCCGUCAUACCCAUACGCAUGCUCAAGUCCCGUGGCGUCCUGCUCACCUGCCUCGCCCAGACGGGCUUCAUGGCUGCUCGCUGGACCAUUCUCUACUACUCCCCGAUCUUUGUACUCGCUGUUCGAGGGCUAUCUCCAGCCAUAGCCGGUUCAGUCCUCAUCCCCACCAACCUCGGCUUCGGCUCUGGCGGCCUGGUUGUCGGAUGGCUGCACGUCCGCCGCGCCGGCUCGUUCUGGCUGCCGAGCAUCAUCGCCCUGGUGCUAUUCGCCUGCGCGCUCCUCGCCGUCUCGUUCGUGAGCACCGCCACGGCCCCGGCGUGGGUCUACAUCAUCGCCGUGUUCGCAAACGGGUUCUGCACGGGCUCCCUGCUCAACUACACGCUGGCGCACCUGCUCCACCUGACGAGGCCGGCCGAGCACUUCAUCGCCACGGGGCUGCUGGCGACGUUCCGCGGCUUCGCGGGCAGCUUCGGCACGGCCAUCGGCGGCGGCAUCUUUGGGCGGACGCUGGCCGCGAGCCUCGCCGCCGGGUUCAAGGAGCUCGACGACGGCCGGCCGGGAGCCAGCCCGGACAGGGCGAGGCUUAUCACGAAGCUGGUGGGGAGCCCGGCGAUGGUGUUCAACGGCCGCCUCAGCGACGCGGAGAGGGCCGUCGCCGUGAACGGGUACGAGAACGCGCUGGCGGUCUUGUAUCACGCUGCCGUGCUGUUGAGUCUUGUGUGCGUGGCUAUCCAGGCGGGGACUGGGUGGACGGCGCCGGGGCCGGAGGACGAAGAGGAAGUGGAGGAGGCGAUUAGGGUGGCUGAUGGUGAGUGGGAGGCGUAG